GCCCCGGUGUCUGAACUGUACUGAGAGAGACGCGAGACGGAGAUCGAGGACGAACAGAGAGUUUGUUGAUGAUAAAGCGCACGGAUGCACCUGCACUUACCGAACAUGGCCCAUCUGGUGUCAUCCAGCGCUGAUCCGCUCUCAUCUAACACCUGUGAUAUCUCCAGCUGACUUCAUCUCGUUCUCUACCGCUGAACAUCAUGCUGUCCGGCAGCUGGCGUCGGGGUACCAUCAUACCCUCUCCGAGCAGCCCGACGGGGAGUAAAGAUGGAUCAGGAUCAGGACUGGGGAGCACUGUGAUUCUUGAGGCUCAGUAUGACUACUCGUACCGCGGGACAGACGGACGUUUGGUCUCCAUACAUGAGGGCGAACGCUUUCUGCUUCUAAAAAAGACUAACGCAGACUGGUGGCAGGCUCGGAGGAUCGGGGUGGGCGCUAAGGUGAAACCAAUAUAUGUGCCAGCCACAUAUGUCAUUGAGUUACCUGUCAGCUCGUUCCGCCCAUCGCAGCUCGACAGCCAAUCAGAAUGUGGCAGUUUCAAGAUGAUCUCACGAGGUUCCUGCACACCUUGCAUGCUAUCAUACGGCUCGGUGAAUGACAAACAGUUCUGUCGAUCUCUGGAGAAUCUAAGUAACGGCUCCUCAAGGGACAAACACAAUGCUGGAGUUUCAGUUCUAGGACAUUUCCCCACAUUACCCCCCUCCUCCUCUUCUGGAAGCCUCAUGGUUCAGGGUGGAUUUUUGGGUUAUAGUCAGAGCUCCAGUAAUCUCCCUCAGAACCCAUACCAGGACACAAACUCCCCCAGACCCAGUAUAACCCGUUCUACUAAAUCUUACAGUCAAUGGGACGUAGCCAGUGCCACACGCAGACAUACAGACGGAAAUGUACAGCUCUCAUCAUCAGGGUACAUCUCCCAGAAUUCUCCAUCACAGCAGGGCAGGAGGCAGUGGGCGGAGCCUCCAUCACCGUUGCCGGGUCAACGACCUCUGCAGACGCUGCAGGUGUGGGAACAGUACCGCGACCCGAGCUCCGGACGAUUUUAUUAUUUUAACACCGUAACUAAAGAGCGUUCCUGGAAACCCCCUCGCAGAGCUCGUGAGACAAGCCAGAACAUGAGCGCUGCAGUGCAUUCUGGGAAGGUUCAGCGUGAUGUCAGACAUCUGUCACUUUCCUUACAGACUUCAGGAAGCAGAGUCACACAUAGGCUGUCACCUGACUUCCCCUACAUUACCCAUAAUGCAAAUGGUUGGCAGCUGAAUCAGAAGAUGCAGCGCGCGGCGUCGACCGAAGCUCUCACCUCCCCUUCUGCCAUCUAUGAGGAUCCUCUUGGCAGAAGCUCCACCUCCACUGGGGGCGUGACACAAAUAAACCACUCCCACUCCAUGUUCCUGCCAACACAAAGAGUUCAUUCUAAUGGAAAGUCAGACUACGGGCUGGAGGUUGAAGCUUCAUCAUCAGACAUCUCACCGGACAGUGAUGGUGUAACUCCGGAGCUGGAAAAGGCAGGUCUGCUCAACAAAACCAAGAUCGCAGAAGGAGGCCGGAAACUGCGGAAAAACUGGAGCCCUUCAUGGGUGGUUUUAGUGGGAAACAGUCUUGUGUUCUUCAAAGACCCUAAAAGCCAAAAUCCUGAAAGCUGGAAACCGGGGAACAGUCGUCCUGAGAGCAGCAUGGAUCUCAGAGGAGCUCAACUUCAAUGGGCCAAUGAGCUGUCCAGUAAAAAAAAUGUCUUUAAGUUGAGGACAGUCACAGGUAAUGAGUUCCUGUUGCAGUCUGACACAGACUCUCUCAUCAGAGAAUGGUACACAACCAUACAGAAAGUCAUAGACAGACUGGAUGAGGAGAACCCUCUGGAUAAUGUGUUGCUGUAUUCAUUGAGGAGAGCAGGUUCAGCGGAAAUGUUGGACCACAGUGGAGAUGAAGAUGAGAAUCGUCUAGGAUACAGAGCAUCAUUGCCGCGCUCCAUCUCAAACAUAGAGACCUCUGAACGUAAGCGUGUGAAGAGUCGAUUGAAGAAGUUGAUUCUCAGGAGACCUCCGCUGCAGACCCUACAGGAGAAAGGUCUUAUUAAAGAUCAGGUGUUUGGCUGUGGUUUGGAGUUGUUAUGUGACAGAGAUAAAUGUACGAUACCACAGUUUGUCAGGAAAUGUACGGAGGCUGUAGAGAGAAGAGGUUUACAUACUGAUGGGAUUUACAGAGUUAGUGGGAAUCUAGCGACCAUUCAGAAACUUCGCUUUGCUGUCAAUCACGAGCGUGCGGUGACCACAGAUGGCCGAUAUCUCUUUCCUGAGGAGUUAAUGCAAGACCGUUUGAAUCUGGAUGAUCCGCAGUGGGAAGACAUUCACGUCAUCACAGGAGCUCUCAAACUCUUCUUCAGAGAAUUACCUGAACCUCUCAUACCGUUCGACUUCUUUCACGACAUCAUGGAGACCGUCAAAAUAUCCGAUUACAUGGAGAAAGUGGAGAGACUAAAACUUCUGGUCAUCAGUAUGCCUUCACCAAACCACGACACAUUGAGACACAUGAUACGACACCUGACACGGGUCAUGGAGUGUUCAGACAGUAACCGCAUGACGACUCAGAACAUCGGGAUUGUGUUUGGACCGACCCUGAUGCGUCCGGAGAACGAGGGAGGAAACAUGGCCAUUAACAUGGUCUAUCAGAACCAAGCCAUCGAACUUCUGUUGAGUGAAUAUCAGCAGAUCUUUUGCCCUGGACCAACGGGUUCUUACUGAAUGACAGACACUUCAAGCCUAACAAGCACACACACACACACACACACACACACACACACACACACACACACACACACACACACACACACACACACACACACACACAAACUUCCUUGGUCUUGUGUGUUUUGUUUCAUUAUUCUGACUGGGGAAUCUCAUGACGGCCACACAAUUAUUUUUUUUAAUCGGUGUAUAACUUAAUGUAUAAGAUGUAUAAAUAUUUUACGACUCACAGUAUAGUCAUGAGAAUUUAGGGGGGUUCAAUGCAAAUAUAUAUAUAUAUAUAUAUAUAUAUAUAUAUAUAUAUAUAUAUUUGAAUGAAAAUGUUAUGGGUUUAAUGCUGUGACAGGUUUAUAUCUGUGUAUUUGUGUGGUUUGAGUGCCUUUGACUGUUUUCUGUUUUAAAGCUCAUCUCUAUUUAAUGCACUAUACAAAUGAUGAAAACCUGUCAGAUGAAAGCUGUGUGUGUCAUAAAGAUCAGCUCAGGUCAAAA
Messenger RNA from Paramisgurnus dabryanus, 3227 nucleotides. RefSeq names its product Rho GTPase activating protein 9 (gene arhgap9). Gene Ontology annotation, cellular component: cytoplasm. Gene Ontology annotation, biological process: signal transduction; regulation of GTPase activity. NCBI's taxonomy places the organism in Eukaryota, Metazoa, Chordata, Actinopteri, Cypriniformes, Cobitidae. The record is from RefSeq and is a predicted model, not a curated record. Gene Ontology annotation, molecular function: phospholipid binding; protein binding.